AGCAUCAUGUAGAGAAUAUAGGUAUAUAUUAUUCAGCAGUUUCAGCAAUAGUGGCACCAUACGAUAUCUAGACUCGGCACUGCAUGCGCAUAUAUUGUGAUGAGGGAAAUGGAAAAGUCUCUAUGCGCCACCUAUUUUUACCCGCCUUCAACGCUGCAAGUUUAAGCGGUGCAGACGAAAGAGCUCGCGAUUGAGUACACGCGGCUUGGAGCCGAUAUGUGAUUAAGCUUCAAAUUUAUAUUUCAAUUUAUUCGAUAUUAUUCGAAAAAGUGGCAUAAUCGAAGCCGACGCAUACAAGUACUUAUAGAGCUUCCAUACGUCAAUUCUAGAAAAUUUAGGCCAUGAAACUGGAGUAAAUAUCGGCCGGCUGCACAACUCGACGACAUAAUCUCCUCCAGCCUCCUCAAGUACCCGCACAUCCAGAGCGAUUUAUAUUACACCUCGAGCAGUUCUCUUCGCAGCCUUUAAUCAGCAUAUGCAGCCAUUAUAAUAAGUGUACAUAUACGCGCGCGCGCACAGAGCCCGAAAAAUCGAUAGGCCAGCCCUCGCGACCGCAAAAAGGCGCACGCGUUAGCGGCGAUAUAUUUGCAGCUGCUCCGCUUUUCUCACUGCUCCGGACGAUGCGCAUGUCCGAUAUAGGUACACUGCUCGCGGGUCACAUCAGCUGCAAUAAGAUUAUACCGCGGACAGCUGCAUAAUUUUCCUCUCUUCUGAUUUUCCGUUCUCGCAGCGUCGCGAGAUAUUCGUCGAGAAGGGCUGCGCUUUUGGGAGAAGAGGAUCUGAUCUGUCUGUGACUGGAAAGCUUUAAGCUUUAAGCUUUGAGGAGUACGAAUACUCAAGGUGUAUAAAUGGCUCAGGAUGUCAGGACAAAGGUGUAUCUGGGAUACGAGGAUGAAUAUGUCACGGAGAAGCACCGUAGCCUUCUUAACUUUACAACGAAUAAGAUUGGCGGCAAGCCGGACUGGCACAAUGAUCAAAUGACACUAAUUGCACCUCAGUGCAGGCUUUGCGGUUUGCAUCAACUCUUGGCGCUACAAAUUUAUGCCCCACUGGAGAAUUCCAAAUACCACAGGAGUCUGUAUAUUUUUGCAUGCAUGAAUCCCAAUUGUUGGAAUCAGAACGAAAGCUGGACAUGCCUGCGAGUUCAGUCACAGGAGCAGGCACCAAGCACAGACUCAUUGUCAAGUUCCUGCGCGACAGUACAAACCAGUGCAACCAGCUGGCUAGCUGAUGCAGAUGAUUGGGGGGACAAUUGGAAUGACAAUGUCUCAGAGAGGAAUGGAAACAACUUGAUGCUGAACGAUCCUAACAAGUUUAGUCUGUCAGCACAGAAUACCAACUACGAGGAAGAGCUCAAGGCUGACUUUUCUGAACUGCAAGUAGAUGAUCCAAAUGCAAACAGUCCUACAAGCGUGGAGUCGCCAGUUGGCGUAGGCGCAGUUGGCCGACUAGACUCACCUCACGCUUCGGCCGAAAUCGAAGGCGAGGAGAGCGAGGUGGUUUGCAUUGACACUCCAACGCAGCCUCGUUGCGAUCUGAUCAGCCUACUGCAGGAAGUGACACCACUCCCAGUGCAGCAUACCGAAUCGAAAGCAGGCAAAAGCUUACUGAACUUUACCGAAAUCUUUAUUUCGGUGGACGAGGAGUCUCAGGGCGGGGCCGAAGUACCUCAGCACGUUCGUGAUUUAUUCCUUGAGUACCAGCGAUCUAAUGGAGCGGACGUGACGGCUGGACAGGAGGGAGAGACUUCGGAUGACAGCAAAGCUGGUUACGAUGGAGGCGGCAUGGAAAAAUACGAGAAAGGUAUACCCAAGCACGGUGACGAGAUGUUCCAUAAUUUUGUCAGUCGGAUACAAAAGAAUCCUGGUCAGAUUUUGAGGUACGCAAGGGAUAACGCCGCACCUUUAUUGCUGUACCCAAUGGGCGGGUGCAUCGGCAGGUGCAGGCACUGCGGCGACGAGAUGACUUUCGAGCUUCAGAUCCUACCGACUCUGAUACCAAAACUAAAACUCAAUACUCGCAGCGACCGUCACUUUCAACUGGAGUACGGCACUAUCCUCGUGUUCACUUGCAUCAGGAGUUGUUGGUCGGCCACGGAUUCCUACAGAGAGGAGCACGUGAUCGUCCAAGCUGAGAGGCUGUAGUCUGUAAAACAUAGCGACCUUCUUCGACAAACUUCCAGAGCUCUCCAGGUUGAUAUUUGGAAACUAGAGACAGCGCGAAAUGUUGAAAGCGUGAUCUUUUUGUAGAUGAAAAAAAAAAAAAAUAAUUAUAAUAUUAAGCAAGCAGAAUGAGUACCGUCCAAGGUUCGACGUACGUACAUAGAACAUUCGGAGAUUUCGGCAGACGACGAAUUUUUUGCCGUCGUGUUGUAGAAAAAAAAUUAUUAUUGCUAUCAAAAAUUUAUUGUUUUCUCUCUUUGAAGAGGCUAUUUAUUAUUUUUUUAUUUGUAUAGUUCAUUGACGGCGCGAGGCAUUCCAAUGCGUUUAAUAUGUUCUUUUUAUUCUGCUAAUGCUUUAGCAUUCGACUAAUGAAAAUUUAUUUUAACUUUAAAGGAACAUUUAUAGGAUUUUUUUGAGACUGGAAUGAUAGAGCAUGCUUAUAACUAUAGAAAAUUGAUAAUGUAAGGAACUUUUAAAAAAGUAUAUUUUAUCAAGCUACUGUAAUUGGAUACUAUCCUUCUUAAACUUUAGCAUAAUGUUCAACUGAUUGGUAAAGUAACUUGAAACUCGUUUAAGAAUAUAAAGAGAGAUUAUUUUUAUUUUUAAAGUAUUUUAAAGAAUCAAAAGAAAGUACUUAAUGAGCUCAUAGAUACACAGUAACUAUGUAAUUAAUUUCGGAGCAGAAGGCCGAAAAAAGUUUAACGAGUAAGUUUUUUAUGAAUGGUUUUUCCUCAAACUAGUGAUGUAUUGCAGUGCAUUUCUCGUCGAUUUUGACUCUCUACUCGUUGUAACAAGGAGUUAUAUAUGUUAGCGACAGACAAGUGAGAUAAUUGUAUAGCGUCCACGCAUUAACAACAGUUGCGUAAAUAAACAGUUCUUCGAAUAAAA
Nasonia vitripennis (jewel wasp) is the source of this 3050-nucleotide messenger RNA. RefSeq names its product programmed cell death protein 2-like (gene trus). The coding region runs from base 849 to 2144 and encodes 431 amino acids. The transcript is spliced from 5 exons. Gene Ontology annotation, cellular component: cytoplasm. The record is from RefSeq and is a predicted model, not a curated record. NCBI's taxonomy places the organism in Eukaryota, Metazoa, Arthropoda, Insecta, Hymenoptera, Pteromalidae.